This is a messenger RNA of Anopheles cruzii, 1758 nucleotides long. RefSeq names its product probable arginine--tRNA ligase, mitochondrial (gene ArgRS-m). The record is from RefSeq and is a predicted model, not a curated record. The transcript is spliced from 3 exons. The coding region runs from base 45 to 1751 and encodes 568 amino acids. Gene Ontology annotation, molecular function: ATP binding; arginine-tRNA ligase activity. Lineage: Eukaryota; Metazoa; Arthropoda; Insecta; Diptera; Culicidae. Gene Ontology annotation, biological process: arginyl-tRNA aminoacylation; mitochondrial translation. Gene Ontology annotation, cellular component: mitochondrion.
CAAAGAACAUUUAAAGUGUCAACAUAGCAAGUUAGAAGCCUAAAAUGGCUCAUUUUUACAAGAAACUGUUGUCGGAAAAGGCUUGCAGAUUGUUUGAAACGCAUGUCCAAAUACCAAUGUCAGCACUGAAUUUCUCAUAUAAUCGAGACCGUCGAAAAACAGAACUGUAUAUACCGGCGCAGUAUUUUGGACAAACUAUAAACGAAGGAGUGGUUCGUGAUAUUUACCGCAACCAGGGGAAUAACCAAUUAUUUAGUAGUGCUGCGAUACAUAGCCAAUCCGGCAAACAAUGGGUGCAGCUUUCGCUUGAUCCUAAGAAGUUAGCUGAAACGGUUUUAGGACUGAAAGCUCAGCAACGCACGCCUGUUGCCGACGACUGCCAAACGAUCGUUGUAGAGUUCAGUUCUCCGAAUAUAGCAAAACCAUUUCACGCUGGACAUCUUCGGUCAACCAUCAUUGGAAAUUUCAUUUCAAACGUGAACGAGUUUUUUGGCAACAGAGUAGUGCGACUCAACUAUCUUGGCGAUUGGGGUACACAGUUCGGAUAUUUGGCUCUGGGGGUUCGACUGAAGGAACUCUCCCCGGUGGAAAUCAAACAAAAUCCCAUGCAGUGUUUGUACGAAGCGUACGUUCAUGCGCAUAGUUUAGCGGAAAAUGAUGCAAAAAUACAUGAAGCUGCUAAGGAUAUCUUCGCGCAAAUGGAGCAUGGAGCAAUCGACGAACUCCAGCACUGGAGGGAGUACCGGGAGCAUACGGUCAAUGAAUUAGAGGCACUUUACCACCGACUGGGAGUGAGGUUCAACAGCUACGAAUGGGAGUCACAGUACAGAAUGAGAAAUAUAACAGAGGUUGUGAACACACUUAAACAGAAUGAUGUACUACAAGACCAAUCGGAUGGGCGUCAAGUAGUGCAACUAAACAACCGUACUGUUCCCUUAAUUAAAAGCGACGGUUCGGGAAUGUAUCUUUUGAGAGAUAUAGCCGCACUAAUAGAUCGUCAUAAGCGGUACAGCUUUCACAGAUCGCUGUAUGUCGUCGAAAAUGGCCAAAAUGACCAUUUCACUUCACUAAACGAAAUUGCCGGCCUGCUCCAACUUCCUAACGCCCCAGUCAUUGAACACAUCAAAUUUGGCCGCAUACAUGGCAUGAGUACCAGACGUGGAAAGGUGGUAUUUUUGAAAGAUAUCCUCCUCGAGGCUCAACAGCUAGUGCAAGAAAAGCAACGCAAGUCGCCCAACACUAAAAAGCACGUCAUUGACGAUCCGAAUGUGUGCGAAAUACUUGGAGCCAGCGCCGUAAUUAUCAACGAUCUAAAACAGCGUCGACUGAAGGAUUAUGAUUUCGAGUGGUCAAGAAUACUACAAAUGGAUGGUGAUUCCGGUAUAAAGUUACAAUACACGCAUUGCCGAUUGUCAAGCCUUUUAAGCACCCAAAUCGUUCAAGAGGGUUUACCAUCGAUAAUGUAUGAUAGUCAGUGGAUUCCGGAACCGGAAGCAGCCGAACUAAUUUGCCAUAUACUUAAUUUUGAGCCCGCGUGCUCUCAAGCGCAACAGUCUUUGGAGGCAUGCGUUUUAGUGAACUAUUUAUUUCGGUUAUGCAAAUCGGUAAAUCUCGCUUUAAAAGCGUUACCAAUAAAACAUGAACCUAGCCCACAGAAACGGAUGCAAAGGAUUCUUCUGUUUUCUCAAGCCCAAAAUGUGCUACGUACUGCGAUGGAAUUGUUGGGCCUAAAACCGUUAGAUGAAAUGUAAGACUUGC